Molecule: messenger RNA, 525 nt
Organism: Microthlaspi erraticum
Lineage: Eukaryota; Viridiplantae; Streptophyta; Magnoliopsida; Brassicales; Brassicaceae
Source: the annotation of a GenBank genome assembly
AUGGCAAGAGAGUCGGGAGCCGAGUUCUUGAUCAUGGAAGGGUCAAGAAUCGGUGUGAGAGUCCGGUCAGGGUUACUGUGUGUUUCCCUGGCGCGGAUAUCACGCUGCGGCCUAAUGCCAAAAGAUAAUUAUACAUACAUUACCCGAAAACCGAGUUUUGCAAAAAGCCAACCAAACUACUCCGGUCUUCGACUGUUCUGCCUCCUGUUCACAGGAUUCUACUCCGAGCUACCUAAACUAGAUGAACGCCUUCACCCGGGCACUACAGUCCAUCGCGGUACCCGGUUCAUCCUCCCAUCUAUUGGCCUUACUGGCGCACCAUGCCAAUGUCUGGUUGGAUCCCAUAUCGUCAUAUGGUACCAUACUCGGCCAAGGCAGCUGACCAGGUUAUCCUCCGAGUCUUCCUCCCUUCAUGCACAGCCUCCACGCUGCCAAUCCGGUUGGGCUCUGACGUGCGAGAAUGCGCUUGACUACACCUUCCUAAACAACAUGUGGUUAGACACGCCACAUGUUCUCAGUACUUAG